GGUGUUAGUUGGCGCCAAGCGCAGUAUCAACUCGACUGGCGCGCUUCACUGACGCUCAAACGUCAAGAGAAUUUGCCGCGCAAAGUGACGAUUGACAUUUUAUUUUUCGAAUUAAUAAAUUAUUUCCAGCCGGUAUGAUUAUAAUGGGGAGAUAGAUAAUAAUAUAUAUUGUUUUUUAGGACGUUGGUUAUUUUUGCAUUUUCGAACUAUUUUCUUUGGUGUAGUGAAAGAAGAGUCACCAUGGCAAAGACAUUACACAUAGUAUUAUUCACCGCGACCCUAUCAGUGGUAGCAGCCUACCACCGCCCUGACUUACCACCGGGGCCGUACUGCGGUCUGUCGACGAACAACCAGUGCUGCAGAGAUCGGAAGGAUGACUGUUCACAUAAAAUACUUGAUACUCUGUGCUACUGUGAUGAAUUCUGCAACCGAACUCGCGCCCAUGACGACUGCUGUCCAGAUUAUGAAGAGGUCUGUCUGGGCAUCCAACCAGACCCCGGUUUUCUCAUCCAGCCAUGUGAAUAUCGCAAUCGGCAGUACUUCCCUGGGGAUAAGAGGACAGACAACUGUAAUACCUGCGAAUGCGUGAUCAUAGACGAACAGAAGAUGACAACAGACUGGAAAUGUGACAGUGACGUUUGUCUCAUCAGCGAUGACGUUGUCUUCGGUGUCAACCAGCCCGGUAUGACAUGGCGCGCGUCGAACUAUUCGCAGUUCUUUGGAAAGAAGUUGAAGGAUGGAUUAAUUUAUAAAUUAGGUACAUUCCCUCUAAGCCGUGAAACGAAGCGAAUGGGAGCAAUUCGAUACGACAAGAACAUACCCUACCCUCGUGACUUCGAUGCUCGCAGACGUUGGCCGAACUUCAUCUCCCCUGUGGUGGACCAGGGCUGGUGUGGAUCUGACUGGGCUGUGUCAAUUGCUGGUGUUGCUUCUGACAGAUUCGCAAUCCAAUCAAACGGAGCCGAAGCCCUGGCUCUGAGUCCGCAGACUCUUCUCUCGUGCAACAUCCGUCAGCAACAAGGCUGCAGAGGAGGACAUAUUGAUGUCGCCUGGAACUUCGCUAGAGGACACGGGUUGGUAGAUGAGCGCUGUUUCCCCUACAAAGCAGCCGUUGUACGCUGCCCAUUCAAGCCAAGAGGUAAUCUCAUAGAUGAUGGCUGCAGACCUCCAGUGAAGCAAAGGACCUCAAGAUACAAGGUCGGACCUCCUGGCAGGUUGAGCAAGGAAGAGGAUAUCAUGUAUGACAUCAUGGAGUCAGGUCCAGUACAGGCUGUAAUGACGGUGUACCAAGAUUUCUUCCACUACCGUGAUGGUAUCUAUCGACGAAGCAGACAUGGCGACAAUCGUAUGAAUGGUCUUCACAGUGUGAGGAUUAUUGGAUGGGGUGAGGAGAGAGGUGACAAAUAUUGGACGGUAGCCAACAGUUGGGGCACAGAAUGGGGUGAGAACGGCUACUUCCGCAUCGCCAGAGGAGUGGACGAAUCUGAUAUCGAAUCAUUCGUCGUUACCGUGCUGAGUGACGUCACGGAAGCCAACCAGAAGAAAUAACAGAGGAUCCACCUCAUCACUCCCCUGUGCGUAGUCACGAAGACUAUAAAAACCAACAGAGGACUGCUUCUAUUGAAUACGACACGAGAUUUUGGUUAAUGUGAUAUUUUGAAGGUUAUCUAUAGGGUGACAUUUAAGUAGCUGUCAAAAAUUAUUUUUAGAGUUUAAAACUUAUCAAUAUAUACUUUGAUUAUAACGCCCAUUUUAAUCUGAAAAGUUGGUAUAAUUCAAUUAAUAUUCAAUUGGUUGCUUUGGUGCUAAACUUAUCUUCAGUGUGACUUGUUUUUUAUUAAGUUAUUACUUAGUACUUAAGAUAGACUAAGGAAUGCAAAACUUUGUGACAGCUUCUAAUGAACGAAAAAUAUGUCUACGAUAUAUACUUAGUUGAUAAAAAAUAGCUAUAAGUUACAAUAAAAUCGUGGACCACAAACUGUUAUAAUAUACAAAAAUGAUGAAAAAUGUUUAACUAAGGAAAUAGUAGUAGCCAAAAACCUCAUUGCCAUCAAGAGAUGUUUACUAGACAACUGGGGUCUUAUACAAAUAACGUUGCUUGAUAUUAAUAUCCUAAAUCAGUAAGUGGUCUACGCUCUACGAUACUAAAACCUAUAUUUUUAGACUAUUUAAUGAGCACUGCCUAAAGGCCUAUAAGCAUAGCUUUAAUCUAACAAUUAAUGUUGCGUAACGUUGGUAUCCUGGAACCUGUCAAACCGUUCCGCUGUCAAGUUAGACAUUUAGCGCCUAAAUAACAUUUGUCAUUUGAGGUCCAUUUUAGAAAACGAUAAUACUUUAUAAAAUCUACCUUCUUUCAUUAACAAUUUCCUAGUAAUUUCUUCCCACUACCUGUAACGUAACUUUUUAAACAUAAAAACAAGAUUUUGAGAAAGGUAUAGAUGGGGCGUGGCACGAAAAAGGUUGGGAAACACUGAUCUAACGUUAAUGACAGAUUCGAAGAAUUCAAAUUCUCAAUGUCAAGAAGUAUGUGAUAUGAAACCAUCAAAUUGGAAUGUUAUCUGAUAAGGCAUUUGAAGACUUCCUUUUAUGUUGCCUUUAUAUCAAAAUGAUAACAUCAAAACUGUGUUUACAAUAACAUUUUCAGGACUUCCUCAAAGUCAAUCUUUAAGUUUUGUUUAUUUACAAUGUUAAAAUAUGUUCAAAGAAUAAAUCAUAUGAAACGGAAGAUAUUAGCUAAAAACUCUAAAUUUAGGAUACAAACUUAAUUUUGAAUUUAAACAGUUUUUUUAAUCACUUCAAUUUUACAACUUGCUUCAAACAAUUUUUUUAAAGAACAUUUAUAUGCGCACAUUACUUGUAAAAAAAUGCUUUUUUAGUAAUUUAUUUAAUCAACUGCCAUUUACAAUCUAAUGGUUAGAUACUUAAAACUAGUCUUAGUGACAACGUAACAUUAGUCUUAGGAAAUAUAUCUCAUAGACAAUAACUAUUUUAUUACACAAUUUAAUGGAAUGCACAGUCUUAUCACAAUAAGGAAAUGUAUAUUUUAUUAAGUUUAAUAAAAAUUUAAAAAU
Molecule: messenger RNA, 3071 nt
Organism: Pieris rapae (cabbage white)
Lineage: Eukaryota; Metazoa; Arthropoda; Insecta; Lepidoptera; Pieridae
Gene: Swim
Product: tubulointerstitial nephritis antigen-like
Exons: 9
Coding region: 241-1548 (435 amino acids)
Biological process (GO): proteolysis
Cellular component (GO): lysosome
Molecular function (GO): cysteine-type peptidase activity
Source: RefSeq, a predicted model, not a curated record